Messenger RNA from Prunus armeniaca (apricot), 231 nucleotides. Lineage: Eukaryota; Viridiplantae; Streptophyta; Magnoliopsida; Rosales; Rosaceae. The record is from the annotation of a GenBank genome assembly.
AUGGCCAUGAUGCAAUUCUGCCUAUGGAUAGCUGUUCAGUCCCUCAGAAUUGCUCAUCAACACGAUCUGGUUGGAGAAAACUACUCUCAAGCCAUGCUGCUAGAACUGGAAGGAUUGGAUGCAAGCAGAAUUGACACCCUCAAUAAACUCCUGGCAGGAAAGCAAGCUGUGUCAAGAGCCUACAACAAAAGAGUCAAGAACAAGAGUUUUGAAGAAGGAGAGAUAGUCUAG